Molecule: messenger RNA, 1509 nt
Organism: Lodderomyces parapsilosis
Lineage: Eukaryota; Fungi; Ascomycota; Pichiomycetes; Serinales; Debaryomycetaceae
Gene: MEP2
Product: ammonium permease
Exons: 1
Coding region: 1-1509 (502 amino acids)
Biological process (GO): ammonium transmembrane transport
Cellular component (GO): plasma membrane
Molecular function (GO): ammonium channel activity
Source: RefSeq, a predicted model, not a curated record
AUGGCAGACUCGGGACUUACAGGUGAAGGAACUGGAGGAGAUGUCUUCAAAGUCGAUUUAAAUACUCAAUUCGAUUCUGCCGAUAUGGCAUGGAUUGGUACUGCGUCAGUACUUGUUUGGAUUAUGAUACCUGGUGUUGGCUUACUAUAUUCAGGUUUAUCGAGAAAAAAACAUGCUCUUUCAUUAAUGUGGGCUGCAUUGAUGGCAGCUUGUGUCACUGCUUUCCAAUGGUUUUUUUGGGGAUACUCAUUAGUCUUUGCUCACAAUGGAUCCGAAUUUUUGGGAACAUUGCAAAAUUUUUGCUUAAGAAAUGUCUUGGGUGCGCCAGGUGUUGUUACCACUGUGCCUGAUAUUUUGUUUUGUUUAUAUCAAGGUAUGUUUGCUGCUGUUACUGCGAUUUUGAUGGUGGGUGCUGGUUGUGAAAGAGCUAGGUUGGGACCGAUGAUGGUGUUUUUGUUUAUUUGGUUAACUGUGGUUUAUGCACCUAUUGCGUACUGGACAUGGGGUGGUAAUGGAUGGUUAUUCAAUUUGGGUGCCUUGGAUUUUGCUGGUGGUGGGCCAGUUCAUGAAAAUUCUGGGUUCGCUGCAUUGGCUUAUUCGCUUUGGUUGGGUAAGAGGCAUGAUCCAUUGACUCAAGGAAAAGUUCCCAAAUAUAAACCACAUUCGGUUUCUUCAAUUGUGUUGGGAACUGUUUUCCUUUGGUUUGGAUGGUUUGGUUUUAAUGGUGGCUCUACUGGUAAUGCCAAGAUGAGAUCAUGGUAUGCCUGUGUUAAUACAAACAUUGCUGCUGCUUGUGGUGGCUUGACUUGGAUGUUUGUUGAUUAUUUCAGAACUGGUGGUAAAUGGUCGACUGUUGGAUUGUGUACCGGUGCUAUUGCUGGUUUGGUUGGUAUUACCCCUGCUGCUGGUUACGUACCAGUUUACACAUCAAUCAUUUUUGGUAUUGUCCCUGGUAUUAUUUGCAACUUUGCUGUUGAUUUAAAACAAUACUUGGGAAUUGAUGAUGGUAUGGAUGUUUGGGCAUUGCAUGGAGUAGGUGGCUUUGUUGGAAAUUUCAUGACUGGGUUGUUUGCUGCUGAUUACGUGGCCAUGAUUGAUGGUACUGAGAUUGAUGGCGGCUGGAUGAACCAUCAUUGGAAGCAAUUGGGAUAUCAAUUGGCAGGGUCAGUUUCAGUUGCUGCAUGGUCAUUUGUUGUUACGUCAAUCUUGUUGUUGGCGAUGGACAGAGUGCCAUUUUUAAGAAUCAGAUUACACGAAGACGAAGAGAUGUUAGGUACUGAUUUGGCUCAGAUUGGUGAAUAUGCUUACUACGAUGAUGAUCAAGAUCCAGAAAACAGUCCAUACGUAUUGGAGCCAAUUAGAUCAACCGAUGCCAUUAGAGAUAAGUUGAGGACGGCAACAACAGCUCAACAGAAUGAACCAGGUGUUCAAACUCCCGAACAAAUUGAUGGUGUUGCACAAGUGCAAGAUGAUACUGAUAAUUCACAAAGUGGUGAAUCAAAAAAGUAA